Tetrahymena thermophila SB210 is the source of this 1995-nucleotide messenger RNA. Its product is annotated as AMP-binding enzyme family protein. The record is from RefSeq and is a predicted model, not a curated record. Lineage: Eukaryota; Ciliophora; Oligohymenophorea; Hymenostomatida; Tetrahymenidae. The transcript has 3 exons.
AUGAGUUUUAAUAAAAUCGAUUUAUUUUCAAGCUCUUUCAAUUUUAAUAUUGGUGGAUCAAAUAUCUAAAAAGGAACAAUAGCUGGAGCAACUUUUACAAUAAUUAUUUUAGCUUUAACUCUUUCAUACUUUAUUUAUGUAAUUGAGUUAUACUUCAGCAAUAAUAUUGAACCUGUUUAUAGGGCUUAGAAUAUCAUAAAUAAUUAAACACAAUAGAUAGAUUUAAACUAAAAUAUUUACGCAAUUAAGUUUAACUAUCUCUAUCCUCCAAAUGAAAACUUAAAAUAUAUCUUUCCAUCAAUAGUUGGCACAUAUAAAAACGAUACAAACAAAUAGUUUGUAAAUAUUAACACUAAAAAAUGUGAUGACCCAAAUUUAGAUGAAUAGUUUGUAUGCCUUGAUUAAAUUUAGUUUUCAGAUGAUAACCAGAAAAGUGAGAUAUAGAAUUUUGAUUACAAUUACAAGUUAGCUCAAAUAGGCAUAUAUGUUUAAAGUUGUUAAGAUUAAGUAGAAUCGCAAAAAAAAAAUUGUGCUAGCUAAUAGGAAAUAGAUAAAAUAGUAAACGGAAGUGAAAUAGUAUUAAAAAUGUCACUGUCUUAUUUUGAUAUUUAUUAAAAAAAAAUGAAUUAAUCUUAUUAAACUAUUAAUAUUUUAAUUUCUUCAGAUUAAUUAAAAAAAACUAAUAUCAAAUAGUAAAACUAGAAAACUACCAUAAAAGACGGUUUAUUUAUUUAAUAAGAAUCUAAUUUUAUAAUACCUUUUAACUAUAAUAUUGAUAACUAAAGCUUAAAUAGAUAAUUUUUUAAGGAAACACUAGGAUUCGGUGCUUAUAGCUUUGUUAAUUUGGAAAUAGAUUAGAUUUAUUCAUAAAUAUCAAUUCAAUAUCCAACUAUUCCUUCAGUUCUAGCUUUGGUUAACAGUGUAUUUAAUAUGUUAGUCUUUUUAGGUUUCUUUUUGAAGUUUAUAUCAUAAAGUUCUUUGCAGGAAGAUUUCUUUGUAAUUUUGAUAAAGAAUGUUUACUAAGACAUUUAUCAAUAGAUUUAUUAAUCAAAUAACCUAAAAAAGUCAAAUUCUAUUGUAAGCUAAUAAAAUAAAUCAUUUAUUAGCAAUCAAACGUAAAAGAUAUAGGACAAUUAAUUAGCAAAUAUAAAGGGAAAGGAAAAAGAUAAUCAUUAAAAUUCUUCAAAGAGUGAUGAUUAAAAACUAGCUUAAAGCUAAGUUAUUAAAGAAUAAGAAAAUAACAUCUUUGACUAAGAAAAGUUUACACCUUUUCUUUAAUAAAAUUAAUAAAUAUGUAUAAACAUAAUUUAAAAAAGUGAAUCUGAAAUGGGAAGUAAUAAGGAAAAAACAAAAUUUAAAGUUUAAAAUGUAGGGCCUAAAUUAAGCUAUUCUAAUUAAUUAAAAUAAAAAGAUGACAACCAAUCUUUGAUUCUCUCAAAAGAUUGUUUUGAGGAAAGAAAUGACGGUUAAGUAAGCAUCGUUUUAAAUAACUAAAAUUAGCCAAAGUAGGAAUUAAAUAAAAUUUAAAAUAUCAUUCCAAUAAAUCAAAAGCAGCCUAUCAAAUAAAAAGAUUAAGAUGAAUCUAUAAAAAAGCUUAUAUUUGGAUUUAGAAGUAAGGACUUAAAAUCUUAAGUUUUAAAUAAAUAGCGUAAGCAAAAAAUUGAAGAGUAGCUGAUAAAGGAUUUAGAUAUUUUAUAAUUUUACAAAGAUAUAAUGUUUUUAAAGAAAGCAAUUAUGAUGCUCUUAACAUAAGAUCAACUAGCUUCUAUAAAUUUUAUUGGAUAUUCGAGCUAUUUAUUAGAUUUAAAAUAACCAUUCUUAGAAAUUUAGACUGACAAAUUGAGUCAUUUUGAAUAACAAUUUUCUAUUAUAAAUUCAGAUGAUCUACAAAGUUAAUACUUUCAAAAAUUUUUAAGAAAAUGUUAUGAUAAGGAAAAUAUUAAUGAGAUUGAUUAAAGAAUUUUAAACUCUCUUAGUAAAAGCUAUAUUAAUUGA